AGAAGAUCUUGUUCCUUAGAAAGCAUCGAAAAGAUAGCUAGAGAGCAGUGCACCCUCUCUCAAUUCUAUCCUCUGCUUCUGUAUUUCAGAUACCAGAGACAAAACAAGAAGGAGAGAGCAAAAGCAAACCCAAAUCAGCUCUCUCUUUCUCUUCUUCCUCCAUAACAGCCAUUAAAAAUGGCAGUUUGCACAGCCUACACCUCUCCUUCCCUCCACUCUCCAUAUCCAAUCUCAAACUCCUCAAAAAGCCAUCAUCACUUCAUCCUCUCCACUAGUUGCAGAUCCAACAGAAGAAGAGUUAGAGGAGAAAUCUCAUGCUCUUCAGAAACUAACACAGUAGUUAUUGGCCUUGCAGCCGACUCAGGAUGUGGAAAAAGUACUUUCAUGAGGAGACUGACAAGUGUCUUUGGAGGAGCAGCUGAGCCGCCAAAGGGAGGGAAUCCAGAUUCUAACACUCUGAUAAGCGACACUACCACUGUAAUUUGCCUUGAUGACUACCAUUCUUUGGAUAGAACAGGAAGGAAGGAGAAAGGAGUGACUGCUUUGGAUCCAAGAGCAAAUGAUUUUGAUCUUAUGUUUCAGCAAGUUAAGGCUUUGAAGGAAGGAAAAUCUGUGGAGAAACCUAUAUAUAAUCAUGUCAGUGGGUUGCUUGAUCCUCCCGAGCUUAUUAAGCCACCAAAGAUUUUAGUUAUUGAAGGUUUGCAUCCAAUGUAUGAUGGUCGUGUGAGGGAUCUGUUGGAUUUCAGUAUUUACUUGGACAUCAGCAAUGAGGUUAAAUUUGCAUGGAAAAUUCAGAGAGACAUGGCAGAGCGUGGACAUAGCCUUGAAAGCAUUAAAGCAAGCAUUGAAGCACGAAAACCAGACUUUGAUGCUUAUAUUGAUCCACAAAAGCAAUAUGCGGACUGUGUAAUCGAAGUCUUGCCAACACAACUGAUCCCUGAUGAUAACGAAGGAACGGUUUUAAGGGUGAAGUUGGUGAUGAAAGAAGGUGUUAAGUACUUCACUCCAGUCUACCUCUUUGAUGAAGGUUCCACCAUCUCAUGGAUACCUUGUGGAAGAAAACUCACUUGCUCAUACCCUGGCAUCAAGUUCUUCUAUGGACCUGACAGUUACUUCGAUCAUGAGGUUUCAGUACUUGAAAUGGAUGGCCAGUUUGAUAGACUGGAUGAGCUCAUUUAUGUUGAAAGUCAUCUCAGCAGUUUAUCAACUAAGUUUUACGGAGAGGUAACACAGCAAAUGCUGAAGCAUGCAGACUUCCCAGGUAGUAACAAUGGUACAGGUUUAUUUCAAACAAUCGUCGGAUUAAAGAUAAGAGAUUUGUUUGAGCAGAUUAUUACAGAGAAAUCUGCAACUCCAGCUGAAGUAUCCAAAGUUUGAACUUCUUUCUCUCUUUUAGUUUCUAUCAGUUUAGCUCAAGCUUCUAUUGUUUCAUAGUCUCACAAUGAGAGGAGAGCAAAACUUGUCUAUAUUGAACUGUGUAAUUGUAAAGAGGAGAAGGAUUGUAGCUGGUUCUGAAGUAUUGCAGGGAACAGAAGAUAAUUAAUCCCUUCUUCUAAAGUGAGUUCUUCUCAUCUGUUUCUCAAUUUCCAUUACAAUACCCUUCUGUAGACAGAUAUCACAUUCCUUUGUUAUUAUAGGAGAUUUAAUAUUGUUGUUUUGCUA
Dendrobium catenatum is the source of this 1662-nucleotide messenger RNA. Its product is annotated as phosphoribulokinase, chloroplastic. Gene Ontology annotation, molecular function: ATP binding; phosphoribulokinase activity. Lineage: Eukaryota; Viridiplantae; Streptophyta; Magnoliopsida; Asparagales; Orchidaceae. The transcript is spliced from 5 exons. Bases 178 to 1377 code for a protein of 399 amino acids. Gene Ontology annotation, cellular component: chloroplast; cytoplasm. The record is from RefSeq and is a predicted model, not a curated record. Gene Ontology annotation, biological process: carbohydrate metabolic process.